CCCCGGGUGAGAGCCGCCUACCUUCAGUCACCGCCCACGGCCGGGCCGCCACCAUGGCGCUUCUGCUGCGCUUCGUCUUCUUGUGCGGAGUCGCGGAUUUCACCAGAAGUUUGAGUAUCACUACUCCUGAUCAGAUGAUUGAAAAGGCCAAAGGGGAAACUGCUUAUUUGCCAUGCAAAUUUACCCUUAGUCCAGAAGACCAGGGACCACUGGACAUCGAGUGGCUGCUAUCACCAGCUGAUAAUCAGAAAGUGGAUCAAGUGAUUAUUUUAUAUUCUGGAGACAAAAUUUAUGAUGACUACUAUCAAGAUCUGAAAGGACGGGUACAUUUUACAAGUAGUGACCUCAAAUCUGGUGACGCAUCAAUAAAUGUAACAAAUUUACGGUUGUCGGAUAUUGGGACAUACCAGUGCAAAGUGAAAAAAGCUCCUGGUGUUGGAAAUAAGAAGAUUCAGCUGACAGUUCUUGUUAAGCCUUCAGGUAUAAGAUGUUACGUUGAUGGAUCAGAAGAAAUUGGAAAUGACUUUAAACUAAAAUGUGAACCAAAAGAAGGUUCACUUCCAUUACAAUAUGAAUGGCAGAAAUUGUCCAACUCCCAGAAACUGCCCUCCUUAUGGUUACCAGACAUGAAUUCACCUGUUAUAUCUGUAAAAAAUGCCUCUACUGAGUACUCUGGGACCUACAGUUGUACAGUCACAAACAGAGUAGGCUCCGAUCAAUGCCAGCUACACCUGAAUGUUGUUCCACCUUCAAAUAGAGCUGGAACAAUUGCAGGAGCUAUUGUAGGAGUUUUGCUUGCUCUAGUGCUCAUUGGUCUUAUCGUCUUUUGCUGUCGUAAAAAGCGCAGAGAAGAAAAAUAUGAAAAGGAAGUUCAUCAUGAUAUCAGGGAAGACGUGCCUCCUCCAAAGAGCCGUACAUCCACUGCCAGGAGCUACAUGGGCAGCAAUCACUCAUCCCUGGGCUCCAUGUCUCCUUCCAAUAUGGAAGGAUAUUCCAAGACUCAAUAUAACCAAGUACCGAGUGAAGACUUUGAACGUGCUCCUCAGAGUCCGACUCUCCCACCUGCUAAGGUAGCUGCCCCUAAUCUGAGUAGGAUGGGAGCGGUGCCUGUGAUGAUUCCAGCACAGAGCAAGGACGGGUCUAUAGUAUAGAGCCUGCGUGCUUUCUCCUCUGCUUUCCGUGGUUCUUUUCUCCUCUUCAAAUAGGAAGACUGUUCCGUUCUCAAUUCUGCUACCAGCCUCAAAAUACAUCAAGAAGUUAACCAGAAACUAAAAAUUAUACUUUAAAAAGUUUUGUUUGGCUACUGAAAGAGUACAGCAUUGAAGUUACUAAAGACAGAUUCACCAACUGAAAAAAGAUUUCCUUUAAGAGAUUGAUAUGAUAGAUUUCUGAAUAUCAAUACUUAAGAUAGAGCACUUUGAAUAUGAAAUCCUAGGGAAGAAAUUGGUGAACUUACAUGCACCCUAAGUUGAUACUUGAAUCAUGUGAAAGUGGCACUCCCUAUUUUCUACCAUUAUUUUUAGGUUGCCUUUCUCAAUUUAUGAUCCGGUGUCCCCUCCAAAUUGGUAAAGAAACAUUCAUGGCAAAAAUACUUAUGACACAUCUAUGUUUGUUCUUUUUAUAGCUUCUUUGGAAGCUCAUUUAAAUAUGAGUUUGAAAUAUCUCUAAUAACAUAGAAAACACUACAGUGUUCUAGAAAUUACUAGUUUUACUUCCGAAUCAUUCAUAAACCUUAUCUAUGAAAUGAUUUCUAACUAUUUAAUUGAUAGACUGCUAUAGGCAACAGGGACAUAGUAAGGUCUUUUAUAUCCUAAAAUAAAAGAGCAUCUCUCUGAUUCAUUUAGAACAUUUGCUGCCAGCUACAUACAGCAAUGAUACUAGUUAGUGGUGCAGUAGUGAAUAUGGGUUUUGUUGAUGAGUGAUCUGAUGCCUGAGGCCCAUGGCUGUCUUCAGAACAAUGACCAGUCAGAACAAGGGUGGAAUAUUUUGCAGUUCCCAACUAAAUACUAGCCCUUGAGGUGAUAUUUUUCUAAUAAGAAAAAUUAUAAUUCACUUAUUAUUUGACAGUUACAGUUUGAAAUUCCCCAAUUAUUGGUUCCAAAUUUAAAAACAUUUUUCCCUAGUUGGUUCAGUGUUUUGGGGGGGGGGGGGGUUGUGUUGGUGUUGCAUAAUAUAUGUUCUAGAAACAUGUAAUCCUAAAUUUACCCACUUGAAUGCAGUUCCUGGAGGAUAUUUUCUUCAUGGACUCGAAUGAUGAAAUACAUUUUCAGCUAGUAGGUGUCCUCCAUCGAUUCUGUAUUUCAGACUUGGGAAGGAUGUGUAGCUGCUAUUGUAUGGCCAACAUGUCUCUGUAUAGUUGCAGAAAAUCAAGAUGAGCUUUGAAAAGAGUGAGUCUUAGUUUUGUGAAAGUGAUUUAUUCUUUAAAAAAAAAAAAAAGGAAGAAAUGAAAGGAAAAGGAGUAGAAGGUAUACUCCUAACUGCCAAAUGUGUUAAAUACCGUUGUAGUAGAAGAAAGUGAGUUUAUUGUAUUUCCCUUAAGAUUGUGAGGGAGUGUGGAUAUAGUAAAAUGAGCCAACGGUUUCUUUAUAGUAAAUAAGGUUUGCAAUAAAUUAUUUCACUAGCUCUAAAACCUUUUCCCUAGAUUUUGGUAGGGAGUUGGUUUCUGUUGAUCUCUUUGGGUGCUGUGGUGGUAAAUGCUACAUUAUAAAUUGAUGUUCGUAUGAAUUUGAGAUUAGACAGUAUUGUGUAUACUUUUUAAUGCUGAACUUAAGCUGAAUGUCUGUGUAAUGGAUUAGUGUAUAGUUUUAUAUAUUUGGAAGCGUUUUUUAGUAGGUUUUUAACCCUAUAUAAUAUUGCUUUUAUACUUGUGUUAACAUUUUCAUCUGUGCCUUUGGGUAAUUUUAAUUUUUAUUAUGAAUUUCUGGUGCCUAUGAGCUAGCUAUCACCUGAAAGGUGCUUAGAGGUGAAGGUACUGUUCCUAAAAACACAUCACUGUGACACCUUUUCUUUUCAUACUUUGACUCUUGCCUCCACUUCCCUGUUCUUUUUGGUAGCAACUUAACUGAUUGUGUUAUUCAUAAAGAUUUUAAAAUUUCAACAUCCCCAGCACUGUGUUUAUGAUUUUAUAUCAGUAGCUAAUUUUGAGUGCCAGAUGUUUGGCCUCUUUUAUAUGAUAAAAUUUAUAAGAUAGUAUAAGAAUAAAUAACAGAUCACAAAGUUAAAUAAUGAAAGCAUUUGGUCCUUCCCACCCCUAGUUUUCGUACAGUAAAGAUUUUGCUGCAGUCUAAGUAGGAACUACGGUAAAAGGUGGACAUGUCCUCCUCUUCUCUAGUCUAGGAUCUGGCUCUGAGUGAUCAGACUCUCUCCCAGAAGCGCUUCCAGCUCCAUACCGCUUACAGCCUGAGAACGCAGCUCGUAAAACAUCACUUGUGUGACCUGAGAAGACCAGCUGGGUGGGAUUAAGUUUCCAGGACAGAGUUCAGUUUUAGACUUACUUCUCCAGCUGUUCCCAUUGUAAAUUUCAGCUGAUCCCGCAGUCAGGUCAGUCAGGUACUGAUAACUUCCCAAGUAAUUCUCGGUGAUAAUUCAGUUGAACUAGAAAUAUUUGUUCUAGAAUGACUGUUAGUAAUCAUCAAGCAAUUCAACCAAAACUGGUUAUUCAGUCCUUACCAUGAGAAAGCCAAACCGGGCCACUCCAGAACGGCCCUGCAUCUUUGAGGAGAAUCCAUUUGAUUCUACUUGACACCUGAGACACUUGACACCAUCUUGUUUUGAGUUACACAGGACCGUUUGAAAAGAAAUGAUACUGGAGAGUAUGAGUUCUGUGCUUGGAAUAUGUAGUUCACUGGUGUUCUUUUUCUUAUUGGCAGUCUUACCAGUAUUCCCCUCUUCGAGAACCCCCAAAAUUUCUUACCAGUUACACUGACUAGUUUAUUUAGGCAAAUAACUAUGCCAUGGAGUGGUUACAAUGGAAACACAGCCUGUGUGUGUCUUGGGAGGAGUUCAUUAGAUUUAUGGAUAUGAAGAAAUAUCUGAUUUUGUUAAAAUGACAAUUUUUAAGAUUGAGUUCUGGAAAUUUGGAGCAAGUGAAGGGGCAAGUAAACAUUUUGAUUAAGUAUAGAAAGAACUCAUUGCAUGAAGUUGGAUAUCCAAUUCUGUAAUGUAUGGCUUCUUAAAAUAACUUCUGUCUUUUUGUGUGCGUGCGGCAUGUAAAUUUGAAGUUUUCUGAAUGUUUAAGGUUUAUUUCUAAUCAUCUCCACAGUGUUUCGGGCUGUCGGAUGCCUUAUUCCAGUGUGAACAGAAAAAACAAACAUUUUAUGUGGUUAAUGCUUUGAUGUGUCACGUUAAGGAGUAGUUUGUAGAAAAUGUUGGCACAACUUUAACUUUUUAGUGGCUUGUGACAUUAUAUAUAUGUACAUAUACCUUUGUAAUAUUCUUGUGUUUGGUAGUAUAAAUGUUCUGGGCAAGUUUUAAUAUUUCCAAUGCCUUUAGAUAGUCUUGCAAUAGAGGCAACACAUUCUGCAGGUGGAGUUUUUACUCGUUUGCCUAUUUUGACACUAAAAAAGGUCCAUAACUGAGCACAAAUUCUACAAUGUUACAGAAGUAAGGAAAAAUAAUAAAUAAACUUGUGACUUGUGGUUCUGUUUAUCUUAUAGAUGGUAACAUCAAAUAAUUUCGUCAUCUAGUCUCUUACUAUUAUUUAAAAAAAAUACCCUGUUUUGUAAUUUUAAAAGUAUGGUGUAUAACGGUUGGAUUUGGUCAUGAACACUAAAAGCUCCAAUCAAGGAAGAACUCUGUUUUCUGCUAAUUUAAUGACAUAAGUUUUAAGAGAACCACAAUUUAUUCACUUAUUCUCAUUCCUAACUGUGAACUUUUGUGAUACACUUGUACUACUGAGAAAAAAUAUUUUGACACUUCACAUAUGCAAGUAGAGAAUUGGUAAGUGUCAGUUUCAAAAAUGAUUUUGUAUUUAAAGUUUCUGGCUUACGUAUCCAAUGGUGCAGAUUUUGAAAUUUGUAAGAACAAAUUUGUUUAUAAAAAAACCAAAAACUUGCUCUAGUUUUGUGACCUUGUGUACUUUUGAAAUAAAAUCAAGAAAGCA
Messenger RNA from Neomonachus schauinslandi (Hawaiian monk seal), 5101 nucleotides. RefSeq names its product CXADR Ig-like cell adhesion molecule (gene CXADR). The transcript is spliced from 7 exons. The record is from RefSeq and is a predicted model, not a curated record. Gene Ontology annotation, biological process: homotypic cell-cell adhesion. NCBI's taxonomy places the organism in Eukaryota, Metazoa, Chordata, Mammalia, Carnivora, Phocidae. Bases 54 to 1151 code for a protein of 365 amino acids. Gene Ontology annotation, cellular component: basolateral plasma membrane; bicellular tight junction; intercalated disc. Gene Ontology annotation, molecular function: cell adhesion molecule binding.